AUGGAUUCUUUAUGGAGUGAAACUCUUAAAGAAAAAAAUAUUAAUACGGGUUCAAAUUACGCGCAGCUUGUUUCUUGCGAAGGUGUGACAAUUGAAAAUAUUGGAGACAAACAAUCAUUCGAAACACAGAUAAAAGAAGGAUCUAGUCAGUCAAAACAGCGAUUAGAAAUUGAAGAUAAGGAGAAUCAUAGAACUACGUAUAAACGUCAACGCAUGGAACAUUUGGAUAAUGCAAACGUUUUUAAUACCGAUGAUAACGAGUAUGAAUUGGAAAAACAAGCCGAGCAAACAGUCCAAUACAAUGGAAAGAUGUGGGUCGUAAAUAAAAUUAAUGUACGUGAUGCAUUAACAAAAUGGCAGAAACAAAUGGGCCGAUCACGCACCGAUCUAGCUUAUUACGACAUUAUAGAUAUUACUCCUGGCACAAAUAGUGAAUUUAUACGAUCCCUACCUAACGAUGCAAAGCGUGUGAUUAUGCGAUUUGGAUCAACAGAACAGCAAUCUGUCACAGAAAAUGUGAAAGAAUUAAUCGUUAAAUUUAUUAAAGCAGACGAUUUUCGCAAGAUUGCUGAUGAGAGCUAUAAUGAAACAAGACAAAAUGAUACUUUGAAAUUCGUAUGGGACUUUGUAAAUCUUCUUGCGGAUUCAUUUGAAAGAGAGAGUGACCUUGCAGAUUUUGAUUUGUCCGAACUAGCAUACCGAGAAAUUUUUCUGGCACCUGCCAUUCGCAGUUUGUUCCGUGGAAUGCAUAGAGAGAUGCAUAUUUUUUUUGGUGAAAAACAUUUAUUUGCAUCGUCUGAAGAGCUUAAUCUGAAGAAAACCGAUAGAGAAACUCGUGGCGUUGGAAAUAAGGUCGAUAUUAUUUGGUCUUUAAAGUCGACAGAUAUUGAGUUUAGCGUUGGUGAAGUUAGUGGUCCGCCAAAUAAACGUGACCAUUCGCAUUUUUUCGGCGACAAAUUGAAAAUCGCGAAGAUGCUUAAGAUUAUAAUCAAGCAUGGUGGUGCAGGUGUAAAAUUAGGCUCGUUAAAAUUAUAUGGAUUACAAAUAUAUAAUAAUGAAGCAAUUGCCUGA
Molecule: messenger RNA, 1071 nt
Organism: Dentiscutata erythropus
Lineage: Eukaryota; Fungi; Glomeromycota; Glomeromycetes; Diversisporales; Gigasporaceae
Source: the annotation of a GenBank genome assembly